Molecule: messenger RNA, 1859 nt
Organism: Charadrius vociferus (killdeer)
Lineage: Eukaryota; Metazoa; Chordata; Aves; Charadriiformes; Charadriidae
Gene: SLC44A2
Product: solute carrier family 44 (choline transporter), member 2
Biological process (GO): choline transport; transmembrane transport
Cellular component (GO): membrane
Molecular function (GO): choline transmembrane transporter activity
Source: RefSeq, a predicted model, not a curated record
GGACGCCGCAGAAAUACGACCCGACGUUCAAAGGUCCCAUCUACGACAGGACUGAGAAGAUCCCCCUCCGGCUGCUCUUCUCCAGCCUCAACAGCCCCGAGUCCCUCAGCCUCUCCUCCGGAGAAAGACGCUCCGGUGCCCUCAUCAUCUGCGUCAGCAAAUGUCCGGACCGGUACCUGACGUACCUGAGUGCCUACGGCUCCCGCACGCCCGCCGAGCUGGGGUACUACCGGCAAUUCUGCGUCCCCGAGUUCAAAAACCUGCAGAAGGCUCCCAUCGAGGUGCUGAAGGACAAGGAGUGCCCGGCCAUGAUCAUCCCCAGCACCCCACGUACGUCCGGAGGGGCUAACGAGCUGUCAAAAGCUAACGUGGUCCUGGAAACCAGACAACUGGCCAUGAAGAUCUUCGAAGAUUACACGGUUUCCUGGUACUGGAUAAUCAUAGGUCUCGUCAUCGCCAUGGUGGCUAGCUUGAUCUUCAUCGUCCUGCUCCGCUUCCUGGCCGGGAUCAUGGUCUGGGUGAUGAUCGUGAUGGUGAUCCUGGUGCUGGGUUACGGAAUCUUCCACUGUUACAUGGAAUAUGCAAAACUGAAAGGGGAAGCGGGUUCGGACGUAUCCCUGAAGGACCUGGGAUUUCAGACCGACCUGCGCGUCUACCUCCACCUGCGGCAGACCUGGCUGGCGUUCAUGAUCAUCCUGUGCGUCGUGGAGGUGGUGAUCAUACUGCUGCUCGUCUUCCUCCGCAAGAGGAUCCUCAUCGCCAUCGCGCUCAUCAAGGAGGCCAGCAGGGCUGUUGGUCACGUCAUGAUGUCGCUGCUGUUCCCCUUGUGCACCUUCUUCCUGCUGUGUCUCUGCAUCGCCUACUGGGCCAGCACCGCCGUUUUCCUCUCCACCUCCAACGAGGCGGUCUAUAAGGUGUUUAACGAGACAGCGUGCCAGUUUUCUGGGCAGACCUGCAAACCGGAGACCUUCAACACCACCAACGUCACCAAGCUGUGCCCCGACGCCCAGUGCCUCUUCGCGUUCUACGGGGGCGAGACGGCGUACCACAAGUACCUCAUCGUCCUCCAGUUCUUCAACGUCUUCAUGUUCUUCUGGCUCGCCAACUUCGUCAUCGCGCUGGGCCAGGUGACGCUGGCGGGGGCCUUCGCGUCGUACUACUGGGCCUUCAAGAAACCCGAUGACAUGCCUGCCUUCCCCCUCUUCUCCGCCUUCGGCCGCGCGCUCCGGUACCACACCGGCUCGCUCGCCUUCGGCUCCCUCAUCCUCGCCAUCGUCCAAGUCAUCAGGGUCAUCCUGGAGUAUCUGGACCACAGGUUGAAAGCUGCAGAUAAUAAGUUUGCCAAGUUCCUCCUGAGCUGCCUGAAGUGCUGCUUCUGGUGCCUGGAAAAAUUCCUCAAAUUCCUCAACAGAAACGCGUACAUCAUGAUCGCCGUCUAAGGCACCAACUUCUGCACCGCGUCAGCAAAUUUUCUGCUGAUGAGGAACAUCAUUAGGGUGGCCGUUCUAGAUAAAGUCACGGAUUUCCUCUUCUUCCUCGGGAAACUCCUCAUCGUGGGAAGCGUGGGAAUCCUUGCCUUCUUUUUCUUCACCCAGCGGAUAAAGCUGGUGCAAGACACAGCGCCGCCCCUGAAUUACUACUGGGUCCCUAUUCUGACGGUGAUCGUGGGCUCCUACCUCAUCGCCCACGGGUUCUUCAGCGUCUACGGCAUGUGCGUGGACACCCUCUUCCUCUGCUUCUGUGAAGAUCUGGAGAGGAACGAUGGAUCUCCCGAGAGGCCUUACUACAUGUUUGAGCGGAGCGAGAUCCUGCGGAAGGGCAACCUAGAGCCUUCCAAAAGCGCCGAUAGCCAAGGCUAG